AUGCUUCACCGAGAAGAAAAAGGAAUGACAUUCAGGGCGAAACCUGCCACCUCCCACAUCACCUUGUCAUGUCAGCUGCCAAUCCGAGGUCUAGCGACUUCUGUAAACAACCAAAUCCGACAUCUGGCAUGCCUUUUCUUUCCUCUCUCUCGCCUUCUCCACUUAGUAAUUCCUUCCCCACCCACCCUCUUUUUCCUCUCCUGCCAAAACGCUCCCGUCCCCUUCCUUGCCACCAACACUUUCUCUCCAUCUCCCCUCACAUUUGGGUUGGUUCGGGGCAUGAAGUUUCCUUACCCACCCAGUGACACUUCUUUUCUCUCUCUUUCCUCCCCUCCCAUCUCCGCUUAUCUCCCUUCUCUCCUCCCAUCUCCGCUUAUCUCCCUUCUCUCCUCCCAUCUCCGCUUAUCUCCCUUCUCUCCGCUUAUCUCCCUUCUCUCCCUUCUCUCCUCCCAUCUCCGCUUAACUCCCUUCUCUCCUCCCAUCUCCGCUUAUCUCCCUUCUCUCCUCCCCUCCUCAUUUAUCUUUUCCCUCCCCCUUUCCUAUUCUCUCUCUCUCCCCUUUCCCUCCCUCUCUCCCCCUUUCCUCCCUCUCUCCCCUUUCCCUCCCUCUCUCCCCUUCCCUCCCUCUCUCCCCCUUUCCCUCCCUCUCUCCCCUUUUCCUCCCUCUCUCCCCUUUCCUCCCCUCUCCCCCUUUCCCUCCCUCUCUCCCCCUUUCCCUCCCUCUCUCCCCCUUUCCCUCUCUCCCCUUUCCUAUUCUCUCCCCUUACUACUGCUUUAG
Messenger RNA from Acanthosepion pharaonis, 777 nucleotides. NCBI's taxonomy places the organism in Eukaryota, Metazoa, Mollusca, Cephalopoda, Sepiida, Sepiidae. The record is from the annotation of a GenBank genome assembly.